AAAAACAAGAUAGCAAAUACAUUUAUUUUAAGAUAUAGAUACGUUAAGUCAUUAACAAGGACGAAGAAAUUAAGCAUAUCACUAAAAAAGGUACAAAUUCAGUAGACAGAAGCAAUAUAUUUACUUCGACUUAACAAUUAUUUUAAAAUCGUCUUAUCAGUAAGAUAAACCGAAAAAGAGUAUUUAAAUUCCCGGAAAGAAAUAAAUAAUCAAGGAAUUCCUCGACUUCAUUGCAUUUUUCCUUUACGAGCCACUGUAGACGGUUUAGAAAUAACAAAAGUGGAAAGAGAGGACAGUUUCGAAGAUGGGGAAGUUAAUAUGUACGUUUCUAUUCUUAAUUAUUUCAACGAAUCUCGUAUUGGGUCGUUAUACAACAUAUCAAGACAGUUUUGCGUUGAACUCGGCCGCAAAUGAAGAUCCGAAUAGUGAUCCGCAUAACGGAAAUGUAUUGGACAGCAAUCCUAAUUCAAAUAUUGAUUUAGAUGAUAGCAAAGUAAAAAAAGUUGAUGAAUCUAAGGAAAAUGAUGAAGACACAAAAAAGAAUAUUAUACCUUUUUCUAAUGAUAAUGGCGGAGUAUCAGGAGAGAAAAAUAAUGGAAACUCCAAGGAAGGCUCUAUAUUUCAUGACGUUUUAGGCAAUACAUUACAAAACUCCAAAGAAGACAAUACCGAAUCAGAUAAUUUGAAAAAAUUGGAAAAUGAUAACUCCAACAAAGAUUCUAUAUCACAUGGUCUGUUACAUCACAUAUUUGGUCAUUCCAAGACAGACUCUUCAUCACAUGGUCUGUUAGACCACAUAUUUGAUCACUCUAAGACAGACUCUUCAUCACAUGGUCUGUUGGACCACAUAUUUGAUCACUCUAAGACAGACUCUUCAUCACAUGGUCUGUUGGACCACAUAUUUGGUCAUUCCAAGGAAAGCAAUGCAGAAUCAGAUAAUUCAAAAGAAUCGGAAAAUGGUAACUCCAAGGAAGGCAGCUCAGAAGAUAACAAUAAUUCCAAGAACAAUGAUAGUUCAGAGAACAGCAAUGAAUCAAAACACAAAGGCAGUUCUGAAAAGAACAAUGAUUCUAAACACAAAGACAAUUCAGGAAACAAUAAUGGGUCUAAACAGAAAGGUAAUUCAGGAAAAAGCAAUGGCUCUAAACAAAAAGGUAAUUCAGGAAACAGCAAUGAAUCUAAAGAUAACAACAGUUCAGAAGACAACAAUAACUCUAAAGACAACAACAGUUCAGAAGGCAGUAAUGAAUCUAAAGACAAUGAGAGUUCAAAAAACGACCAUGACUCUAAACACAAAAGCAAUUCAGCAAACAAUAAUGGUUCUAAACAGAAAGGCAAUUCAGGAAAGAGCCAUAGCUCUAAACAAAAAGGUAAUUUAAGAAACGGCAAUGACUCUAAACAAAAAGGUAGUUCAGAAGACAGCAAUAACUCUAAAGAUAACAACAGUUCAGAAGACAGCAAUGAAUCUAAAGACAAUGAGAGUUCAGAAAAUAGCAAUGACUCUAAACACAAAAGCAGUUCUGAAAAGAACAAUCAUUCUAAACACAAAGACAAUUCAGGAAACAAUAAUGGGUCUAAACAGAAAGGCAAUUCAGGAAAAAGCAAUGGCUCUAAACAAAAAGGUAAUUCAGGAAAUAGCAAUGACUCUAAAGAUAAUAACAAUUCAGAAGACAGCAAUAACUCUAAAGACAACAACAAUUCAGAAGGCAGUAAUGAAUCUAAAGACAAUGAUAAUUCAGAAAACGGCCAUGACUCUAAACACAAAGGCAGUUCAGCAAACAAUAAUGGUUCUAAACAGACAGGCAAUUCAGGAAAGAGCCAUAGCUCUAAACAGAAAGGUAAUUUAAGAAACAGCAAUGACUCUAAAGAUAACAACAGUUCAGAAGACAACAAUAACUCUAAAGAUAACAACAGUUCAGAAGACAGCAAUGAAUCUAAAGACAAUGAUAAUUCAGAAAACGGCCAUGAAUCUAAACACAAAGGCAGUUCAGCAAACAACAAUGGCUCUAAACAAAAAGGCAAUUCAGGAAAGAGCCAUAGCUCUAAACAGAAAGAUAAUUUAAGAAACAGCAAUGACUCUAAAGAUAACAAUAGUUCAGAAGGCAGCAAUAAUUCUAAAGAUAACAACAGUUCAGAAGACAGCAAUGAAUCUGAAAACAAUGACAGUUCAGAAAACACCAAUGACUCUGAACACAAAGGUAGUUCAGCAAACAACAAUGGCUCUAAACAGAAAGGUAGUUCAGGAAAGAGCAAUGGCUCUAAACGAAAAGAUAGUUCAGAAAACAUCAAUGAUUCUAAAGACAACAACAAUUCAGAAGACAGCAAUGAAUCUAAAGACAAUGACAGUUCAGAAAACAGCAAUGAUUCUAAACACAAAUGCAGAUCAAGAAAAAGCAAUGACUAUAGAAACCACGACAGUUCAGAAGAUAAUAAAAAUUCUAAGAACCAGGAUAGUUCUUCCGAACACACCAAUAAAAAACAUAAAAGAAGUGAAGAUAGUAACAAAUUGGGAUCAUCUGAUAAUUCCAGCAGUCAUAAUAGUAAUGAUGGGGUUAGCUUAACGGAAACAGGACAAAAUGAAUCUCUGCUUACAUUUGUAGAAAAUCUCUUGUCCAGCAUAUUAAAGUUGGUAUAUAAUCUACUGUCCUUCAUACUAAGUCCUAUAACUGGCUUGGUCACAGUGAUUUUUAACUUCCUAACUCGUAUACCAAUUCUAGGAGGCUUACUUAAAGGAAUUAUUUCUCUUGUAGAAGACAUACUCUUUAUACCUGAAUAUUUAUUAGAAACUAUAUUCAAUCUUGUUGGACAUUUAAUUCAUUUCAUUUUUAAUUUGUUAUCAAGCAUUUUAAAGGAAGUUUUAAACUUACCCGGAGACGUAAUAUCAUUGCUUUGACAUUUAAUACUUUGUUUCUAAUUAAUAAUCGACAAUAUUAAUAAUCGUAUAAUGUCUUAUAUCUAAAUAUUAUAUAAAUAUUAUAUAUAAAAACAUUAACCAAAAUUAUGCAACGAAAUAUAACGAAUGAAUAAAUCAUUUGUAUUAAUAAUCUACCCAUUAAUAAUCAAUCUUAUCUUUAAUCAAACGUAUUCAAAUCUUGAAUAAUAUUAUACUAAAGAUCUUACUGUAGUCGUUGUAAGGUCUUAACACAGUUUACACGUUGCUUUCGUUUAUACAAACGUGGAACAUUAAUACUAAAGGGAAAGUAACUGAGUGUCGUAAGAAUACUUCAAGUCCGUUACCAGUUAUUGCAAGUUCGUCAGUCAUUAAGUGAACAGCGUUACGGUCGGAACAAUAAUUCAGUGAUAAUUGUUAUUUAAUUCGUAACAAUAAAAUAUAUUCUAACAAUUUUCAUAAUGUUAAAUGUAUAAAUGUGCAGAUAUAGAAAUUUUGCCGUCGACGGAUUUAAAAAAAAAUCAAUAAAAGAAAGUAAAUCGAUA
Vespula pensylvanica (western yellowjacket) is the source of this 3435-nucleotide messenger RNA. RefSeq names its product GATA zinc finger domain-containing protein 14-like. The transcript is spliced from 4 exons. Bases 305 to 2893 code for a protein of 862 amino acids. NCBI's taxonomy places the organism in Eukaryota, Metazoa, Arthropoda, Insecta, Hymenoptera, Vespidae. The record is from RefSeq and is a predicted model, not a curated record.